AUGCCUUACAAUGCCCGAGUAGAAGUUCUCCCAGAGCCAGUCAGUCGCGGUGGACUCGACGACCCCAGAGCUGCAGAACAGCCGUCCUUUGGGACACGAAUGUCAUGUCGAGAUGCAACAGAUUUUCUCUGCAACAUCGCAGAAAUCUCGCCGCUAGAGCUGAGAUACCGCAAAGCGCGCCAUAUACACAUAGCAGAUAGCGAAGCCCAGACAAAACUUGAUCAGAUUCUCUCUCGUUCAAGGGAGAUUAGACUGCCUGCAACUGAACAGAAGCUCUUAUCCGAUCUCGUCCCAGGACUGGUUGUAACUGGUGGGUUGAGCCGCUCGCCUGCAUUUGAUUGUCUACCCGUUGUGUCUCAUUGGGGUGAGCGAACGGGUGAAUCCUCAGCACCAGAUCCUGCCGCUACCAUUAGACUUUCUUCAACGUGGGAAGCCACUCAUGUAGUUGCAGAAGGAGCCACUAUGCAAUGUCCGCUUGGAGCACCCUCGUGGGUAUUGAAGACCCACGGCAUUUCCCCUCUACAUACGGAAUCUAGCAAAUUUUCCCAAAUCUACUCAGCGGAAACGAAAACUUUGACUACGACUGUUGCCUUGGCUCGUCGAAUCGAUACCCCUCGAACCGGAGGAGUUCUGGGCGCCGCUACCGAUAUUUCUCGAGUACGCAACGCACGCGUUGCAGACGCUGUUGAUUGCGCCAUGGGAAUGCUCUCAGAUGCUGCAGAGCUCUUGGCUGCGCGGAAUAAAGUGAUCGAGACAGGUAUCACAGAGCGUCUCGUGUUUGCCGAGGUACAUGAAGCGAUCAUACCAACCUGGUGCUCCGUCCGAAAGCCUCUCCCUCCAAAGUUGAGCGGAGUGGCACUUUCAACUGACCAGGCUACCAUUGACGUCCUCGCGAGGGAGGAUUGCGAAGGCCCACUACUUAACACCAGCAUCUUCUCGAUGGCGGUUGGUUAUAACCGCGGUGUUUAUGGCGGGUCAAUAUCUGGCUUAUGGGCGAUAAUGGACUCGGGUUUCGUCCUUGAUUACUCGAUUGGCAAGGAUAGUGCUGCAAUGGCGGGGAAAUUAGCUUCCACAUUUUCUGAAGUGGCUGCUAUUGCUGAAGCGUCUGUCUCUGCCGGCGAGCAUAUCACUGACAUUCGAGUUGUCAAGGGUUGCAACUACUCAUGCUUACGACAAAAGACUAUUAUCGAGGAUACCGAUCCGGGUCGCUCCCGCCCGUGUAUAGUUAUAUGGAACGAUCUUGCCCGAUUGGCCCGUUAUAAGCUCGCGGAUGCCGUGUUUUGUCACGUUUACUACGAUGGUGGUGGCGGUGAGCAGAUGGCGGCGAUGGCCGGCCUGGGAUGCGUGGUACACGACUGGAUUGAUUUGGGAGCAGAUAUAGCAUGUGGUGAGAUUAGCAACAUCAUUCCGACGCUUACAGGAGGGUCGUUGGAGGAAGAGCCACUGGCCGAGGUGUACUCGCGUUUUAUGGGGGCGAUAAUAUGGUAUCGCGAUAACGACCCCUUCAAUCCUGCCGCUUUGUGCAUUUUAUUUACACAUUGGUGGCAGCUUGCAAACUGUCGCCAUAGACCCAUUUCCCUCCUUGGUCGAACUGACCUUGACACUGUGAGCAGAGGUAUUCUUCCCACGGUCCCGCAAGAAAGGCCAUCAUUGGAGCACUUCCGAGCCGGUGGUACCAAGAUCGAGCGUAGUGAGCGUGCCCUCAUCAAUGCUGAGGCGCGGCUUCAAUCUAUUGUUUCCUCGAACCCGUUGCCGGAAACUCGAAGUGUUGUUGAACUCCUUGUCAAUCCAGUGAUUGCGUAUGUAAGAGGGGGAAAUAGUCUACCCUUUGAAAGCGAAUUCGUUGGAGCUGUCCUCGCGGCUGAGAUAGCCUUGCCCCAGGGACAGAAAAUCAUGGAGUUGUGGGACCUUAGUAUUGUCAUGUGGGAGUCCGGGGCCAUGUGGGCAACGGGGAUCGCUAGCCUUUGCUAUACUCACACCGGAAAAUUCAAUUGUGACAGGGCUCGUGAUGACUUAUCGGGAACUACCUGGAGCUAA
This is a messenger RNA of Botrytis byssoidea, 2037 nucleotides long. RefSeq lists its product as uncharacterized. The coding region runs from base 1 to 2037 and encodes 678 amino acids. Lineage: Eukaryota; Fungi; Ascomycota; Leotiomycetes; Helotiales; Sclerotiniaceae. The transcript has a single exon. The record is from RefSeq and is a predicted model, not a curated record.